Messenger RNA from Monopterus albus (swamp eel), 1772 nucleotides. RefSeq names its product serpin peptidase inhibitor, clade F (alpha-2 antiplasmin, pigment epithelium derived factor), member 1 (gene serpinf1). The record is from RefSeq and is a predicted model, not a curated record. The coding region runs from base 79 to 1299 and encodes 406 amino acids. NCBI's taxonomy places the organism in Eukaryota, Metazoa, Chordata, Actinopteri, Synbranchiformes, Synbranchidae. Gene Ontology annotation, molecular function: serine-type endopeptidase inhibitor activity. The transcript has 8 exons. Gene Ontology annotation, biological process: negative regulation of angiogenesis; negative regulation of endopeptidase activity.
GUGGGCGUCAUCGGAGGACUCGUCUAGUGCAACUAGAGAGAGAGUGAACGACGUGGACCGUGCGGAGCAGAACGGAGGAUGAAGCGAACAACUUUCCUGCUGGUGUUUGGACUCAUACUGAGCUUCUGUCAGGCUCAGUCGGAGACAGGAGCUGAGGAGGCAGCGGGGGAGGAGGAGCAGCAUGUGGAGCUCUUCACCACACCGGUGACAAAGAUGGGUGCUGCAACCUCAGACUUUGGCUACAACCUGUUCCGUGUCCUAGCGAGCCGUGAAGCUGCGACCAACAUCUUCCUGGCCCCCAUCAGCGCGUCUGCGGUGCUGACGCAGCUGUCCAUGGGAGGAUCUGAGCGUGCUGAGAGGCAGCUGUUCAGGGCCCUGAGGUACCACACCCUGCAGGACCCUCAGCUGCACAACACCCUGAAGGACCUGCUGCUCUCAGUCAAGACCCCUGGAAAAGGCCUGAGCAUGGCUGCACGCAUCUACCUGGCUCGACGGCUUCGUGUGACGCAAGACUUCUUCACGCUGGUGGAGGGGCAGUAUGGAGUUCGUCCUAAGGCGCUGCUGGGAGGAGCCCGAGACAUGAAGGACAUCAAUGACUGGGUGACGCAGGAGACAGGUGGGAAGGUGCAGCGCUUCCUGACCAAGCCUCUUCCCCGGAACCCAGGAGUGAAUGCUGUGAGCGCCGCCUACUUUAAAGGGAAAUGGGUGACUCGGUUCGGUGAGAGCAGGGUGCUGCAGAACUUUCAGGUGGAUGGCGGGGCCUCAAUUAGAAUUCCCAUGAUGCAACAGGACAGCUACCCUGUAAAGAUGGGAGCGGACUCAGACCUGAGCUGCACGAUCGCUCAGAUCGCAAUGCAGGACGAUGUCAGCAUGUUCAUCUUCCUGCCUGAUGAAGUGACCUCAAACAUGACCCUGCUGGAGGAGAGUCUGACCGCCGAGUUUGUUCAGGACCUUUCUUUGACGCUCCUUCCUGCCCAGGUGUUCCUCAGUCUGCCCGCCCUGAGGCUCAGCUACUCCACAGACCUGUUGCCGCUGCUUGGUGACCUGGGUCUCGCUGAAUGGCUAGAGGACCAGGACCUGGAGAAGAUCUCAGCUCAGCCCACCAAGCUCAGCAGUGUCAAUCACAAGGUUGUCAUGGAGACGGCACCUGAGGGGAAUCAGUACCCCAGCGUUGCUGCGACUCCCAGCCACCUGUCAUACCGAGUGGACCACCCAUUCCUCUACCUGAUCCGGGAUGAAGCAUCGGGGGCACUGCUAUUCAUUGGCAGAGUGGUCAACCCCAAGGACCUGACAAUAUAACACACACACACACACACACACACACACACACACACACACUCCUUUUUUCAUCACUUACCGGGUCCAUUAAAAUACUUACAUUUGCUUCCAGGAGACUUCACCUAGCCUUAACAAAAGCCGACACGUGCCCUAAUGUUACAACCCAUUGUUUUUGUAUAAUUCAACAAACUGUGUAUGAAAAUAGUAAGUCAUGUACUUUGGGAUGCACAAGUAUAGAAAAAUAAGCCCCUCCACACACUGACUCUUAGCAGGUCCUAGGAGGGAUGUCAGGUGUUCGCGUUUGUAGUAGCGAAUGUUUGCAAGGACAUUGGGUUUAAUCUUACUUUUCAUGUUGAAACACGUCGGUGUGCUCAUGUUAACCUGACAGAAUACUCACUGACAGUACUUGGAGCUCAGCAUUUUUAAAGAAAUCAAAUAUUGUCAUUUGUGUUACAAGAAAUAAACACGACAAUGAAACCAAACGUGUCUCAUAU